AUGACUGUGAUAGGUCCAGGAAAAUCUGAGACGCAUGCUGCUUCCGUCAGAGCCAACUUUCCGAUGCGUCGUCAGUGCGGAAUCUAUUACUACGAAAUGCACGUCAUUUCCAAGGGGGAUGACGGAUAUAUCGGGUUUGGGUUUUGCGGGGAAGACAAUGAGUUGGAUCGCUUGCCAGGUUGGGAUGCCAACUCAUACGGUUACCAUGGCGACGACGGUCACUCGUUCGCUGGCUCCGGAAUAGGCAAAACGUACGGUCCCUGUUUUACCACGGGGGACGUUGUUGGAUGCGGUGUGAAUUUUGCAGAAGGCACAGCCUUCUAUACCAAGAACGGAUCCUUUCUUGGAAACGCCUUUGAAGAAGGCAUUUUGACACCCGACAUUGACUACUACCCUUGUGUUGGUCUGCGCACCCCUGGGGAGCAUGUCACUGUGAACUUUGGCAGUGAGCCGUUCAUGUUCGAUAUCAUACAAUAUAUCAAGGACUGCAAAACGAGAUGUUGGAAAGACAUUACCGGAAAAAAGCCUUCGUCGCGUGAGAAAUUCUCAAUUCCCCGCCCAGGCAAAAAGCUCCACGAAACUUCGGAACGACUCGACCAACUUGUUCUUUUUUACCUGCUUCAUCAUGGCUAUACCGGUGCUGCAAAGGCUGUUGUUCGUGAUUCCAAACACGUUUCCGGCAAGACACUCGAUGUGAAGAACGAUCACUACACUAACGAAAGGGAUCUUGAGCAGCGGCACAGUAUUCGUGCAGCGAUUUUCUCAGGCAAUAUCGACGAUGCAAUUGAGCUUACACAAAAGUACUACCCUACAGUAUUGAAACAAGGAGACAGCAAAAGCCAGGAUAUCAUGUUUGAAUUGAAAUGCCGUAAAUUUGUCGAGAUGAUGCGCGAGUACAGUGAGCGAAAAGACGACGAGGACGACCGAACAAGUGUUAUCAGUAACAACAGCAGUGGCAACCACGGUAACUGCUUUUCGACAAACGGUAUUCCUGAAGACGAUGUUGCCCCAACAAACGACGUUAAUAUUAUCGAAGAAUCUUACAACAGUAACAACAACGGUCGCGAUCGACGUCGUUCAAUGAGUGGAGGUAGCUCUACCAGCCAUGCCACAACACCUUCCAUGCGCGUUCCUGGACGACGUCGCAUGAGCUAUGCUGCCAUUGCAGCUUCAGCGUCACCAACCAACAAUCACAACAACACGGCGAUGAACGGUGGAGGCGGAGCUUAUGUGCCUUUGAUAUCUUCACCGACAGAUCAUGAAUACGACGAAGAUAGCCAUGGUCUAGCGGGUAUACGGCGGCACCGGCGACUUUCUACACGUCGAAGCAGCACUGGAAGCAGUAUCCUGAGUGUCAAUAGUAGCAACAAUGUUCUGCUCGAACAAGAUCUGGAGAUGGAAGAUGACGACGACGAACAUUCGCCUAUCAGUAUGAAGCGCAUUAUGAAAUACGGUCAACAUUUGCAAGACGAAUACCGUCAUGAUGAAAGAACAAAAAUUCGUGAGAGAUUGGUGGAUAUAUUUUCAUUGCUGGCGUAUCCAGACGUUGGCACAAGCCCUGUUGCUCAUUUGAUGCACAAGUCAGGACGAGACGAAUUGGCGACUCAACUCAAUGCGGCUAUUCUUCAUAACCAGAGUAAGCCUGAUAUAUCUCCGUUGGAACGGAUUUUUCGUCAAGCGAUGGUGGUCAAUAAGGAGCUAGCGUAUGCCAAAUCCGGCAAAGCGGUCAUUCUCAAUGUUGAAGAGCAUUGCUCUGCUAGCAACAAUGUAUGCACUGCUCCCUCUGAUGCUAUCAAUACUAAUACUUCUUCACUCUUCGACCAAAGCUGA
Messenger RNA from Zychaea mexicana, 1830 nucleotides. RefSeq lists its product as uncharacterized. Gene Ontology annotation, molecular function: protein binding. The coding region runs from base 1 to 1830 and encodes 609 amino acids. The record is from RefSeq and is a predicted model, not a curated record. Gene Ontology annotation, biological process: cell surface receptor signaling pathway; cytoskeleton organization. Gene Ontology annotation, cellular component: cytoplasm. The transcript has 6 exons. Lineage: Eukaryota; Fungi; Mucoromycota; Mucoromycetes; Mucorales; Lichtheimiaceae.